Molecule: messenger RNA, 1911 nt
Organism: Botrytis porri
Lineage: Eukaryota; Fungi; Ascomycota; Leotiomycetes; Helotiales; Sclerotiniaceae
Exons: 5
Coding region: 1-1911 (636 amino acids)
Biological process (GO): DNA-templated transcription
Cellular component (GO): nucleus
Molecular function (GO): zinc ion binding; DNA binding
Source: RefSeq, a predicted model, not a curated record
AUGGAUCCUCAGAAUUUCCAAACUUCGAUUACUUCCAAUGAUUUCUUUAAUGGAGGUGCAAUUGACUUGCAACUACCUCAACAAUUGAUCGACCAUCCCAUUCAACCAGGUCCAAGAUCCUACAAGUCGCGCAAGUAUCGACCUUGUGAUUUUUGUCGAGCCCGUCAAAAGAAGAGAAGGCCAAAUCUUGCAGCAAGCAAUGGUGAUCAGAGUAGUGAAUCAACAACAUCUACUUCUACUGCUCCUUUGCAACAAUAUGAUGUCUCGGCGGCCCAACUUAGUCCCAGCUUCAUCAGCCAAUAUAGCGAGCAUAGCUUCCAAAGUUUGAGCGGACAUGAUGUCUUGACUGAAUCGACUUCGUCUCCAGAUCAACAGAUCCUCGUCCAAGAUGGUUCGCCUAUAUAUAAUUUGGAUCCUUACUUGAACAUGAUGCAAAGCACACGAAUAAGGCCCCUCGAUUUUCAGCAUUCUACAAAAUCGGCAAGAUUUGUUGGGGAAAUGGGAGAACCUCCUGUGGUAUUUAUGCUAGCAGAUGAUAGUUUUGCGCAGAAAGGGGAGCCAAGGAUAAACGAUGAUAUUCUCCGUAAAGUCGAAUCAGAUCUAAGGGGCAUGUUCACAGACCAAGAAGCCCUUCGUCUUAUAGGUCUUUUCUUCCGAUUUGUAUACCCUUAUUUUCCUAUUCUAUCCAAAAGCCAAGUCUUUCAAUCACCAGCAGUACUUUCCCCUGCGAUUCUGCAUACGUUACCAUUUUCUCUGUUGUCGGCAAUAUACGCUACAGCCCUGCCAUUCAUGUUGUAUGAUGAUUUCCUCGCUACAACUCUUAUACAUUCACCUCCGACGUCACAUGAACUAUUUCGUUUGUCCUGGCUCUUCAUUCAACAGGAAUUACACAUUCCACGACUUGCAACAGUACAAGCGUGUUUAUUGUUACUACAGAGAGCUCCCACAAAUCGUUAUACAACCGAUACACCUUGGAAAACAAGUCUUGUGGGAUGGACAGUGAGUCUUGCUCAGAUUCUGGGUUUGAUGAAGGAAUGUAGUGAUUGGAGUAGUAUACCAGUCUGGGAAAUGAAUUUGAGAAAAAGACUAUGGUAUGGAGUUUAUGCUAUGGAUAAGUGGGCAUCUCUGGGAGCAGGAAUGCCAAGUCACAUACACGCUGAUGAUUUCGACGUCCUUCCGCUUGAAGACAACGAUCUUGAACCAUCAACCCCCGAUCCCAAUCAGCCCAUCACAGAAUCAGAACCCGAUUCAGAACACUUUCGGCUACUGACCGAGCUGACCGCUAUUCUCAGCGACAUUGUCGAUUCCUAUUAUACGUUGCGAGCAACACAACGCACAUCGAAAGAUUUUUCACUAUCCCUCGAACUAGCAAGACCACUUCGCACACGGCUCAAGGCUUGGAACGAUUCAUUACCUCCUUCUAUGUCUCUCCAUCAAACAGAGCAUUUAGAUUCCCACGGUCUAGCGCAAUUAAGUGGAAACCCAUCACUUUCACUCGCCUAUAUUAUCGCAACUAUGACAUUAUUUCAAGCUCUUCUCCGACCUCUCGAAAACUUAACAAGCGUAGAGGAGGACGCAACAAUAGGUAGUCGUCUAGCUGUGCGAGCCGGGGCGAGAGAAUGCGCUAAGGAGGUCGUCGAAUUCGUAGAAAAUCUUGGGAGGGGAGCUUUAGAUGCCUUUUGGCAUUCUUGGUCUCGUGCGAACUUUGCAAUAGCAUCAUCGUUUCUCAUGCAACUACUCGUCACAUCCGAAAACGAAACCGAAUCAGCAGAGAUCCACGAGCUUGUGACUCGUUGGAGAUGGGCUAUGAGAAUUGGUAGUGGUAAUGCUGGUAAUGGAAUUAUGAGUUUGGGCUUGCUGAGAUUGGAUGGGUUGCUAUUGAAGAAUGGUAGCGCCGAGGCGGGUGUAUGA